AUGGGUCGUCAGAGUUGCAGACCAGCUCCAGACGUCUACAUGAAGGGGAGACACCAGGGGAGACACCAGGGGGACACCGUGCCCAGUGUCCACAGCGCCACCGUGCCGCCCAAAAUGGUGUUGUCUCUCCCUGGUGCCUCUCCCUGGUGCCUCUCCCCGGUGCCAUCCCUGGUGCCUCCCCUGGUGUCUCCCCUGGUGUCUCCCCUGGUGUCUCCCCUGGUGUCUCCCCUGGUGUCUCCCCUGGUGUCUCCCCUGGUGUCUCCCCUGACCUCAGAUUGA
Molecule: messenger RNA, 279 nt
Organism: Knipowitschia caucasica
Lineage: Eukaryota; Metazoa; Chordata; Actinopteri; Gobiiformes; Gobiidae
Source: the annotation of a GenBank genome assembly